CAUACACGUUUAUCAUAUAUAUGAGAUAAAAGUUAUAAUUGAAAUAAAAAUACAGAUAAACUCAUUCGGUUUCUUGGCUUAGGAGGUACCGGUUCAUCAUGUCGAUAAAUGAGUUUUUCUUCUGUGUCUUUGUUUGUGUCGUAAUAACUGACAGAUCUCAUGCUGGAUCUUGGGGUCUUCCAGAUCCAUUAGCAGCAGCAGGUAGUGUUGUUAAGGUGAUUGACGAUGGUGCCAAGACAGUUGCCAGUGGUGCAGUAGACGGUGCUAAGGCAACAGCCGAAGUUGCCUACGCAGCAGACAGACAAGUAGUGAAAGGAUCCAAAACAGUAUUAGGGAAAGUCAACAGUGGGGUUUUCGACGUAGAAAAAGGUUUCGUUAAUGGCCUGGACGAAGUUGUAGGAACCCCUGUCGACUUGAAAGAAUUAACGUUUCACCUCGUAACAUCAAAAAACGUAGGAAAUCCGACCAAAAUUGAUUUUUACAAACCGGACGAUGUGGCCAAUACCACAGGAAAAAUUUUUUUCAUCAUACACGGGUGGCAGUCGAGCAGUAAUGCUUCGUGGGUUCAAGAUCUAGCAGGAAUUCUUGUAAGAAAACAUCCUGACGCUCACGUGGUGCAGGUGAAUUGGGAUGGGCCAGCCAGUGACAAUUAUGCCUUUGCUGCUUUUGACACUGAGAGCGUAGGAAACUUCGUUGGAAUCCUUGUCAAUCGAUUGGUGUCGGAAUACAAGGUGCCCAGAGAAAAUAUCGUCCUUAUCGGCCACUCACUGGGAGGUCAAAUUUGUGGAUGGGCCGGCAAGAAGUUCGGCGAAAUUACUGGAACAAAAUUGCCAAGGAUCAUCGCCCUCGAUCCUGCAGGUCCACUCUUCAUUCUGAGGCCCGACACUAGAAGACUGAACAAACAUGACGCCGAAGUAGUGAUGGUGAUUCACACUGACGGUGAUAAAUUAGGUUUUCCAUUCAACUGUGGCACCAUCGACUUCUACCCUAAUGGAGGGGACAAUCAACCUGGAUGUUGGGAAGUAGAUUUGGGAAGAGUAGCGACUUAUGUCGAACCUGUUACAUGUGACCACAGUCGUGCCUGGGACUUCUACGUUGAAGCGCUGAACACAACAGGCUCUUUCCCUUCGAGGAAAUGCAAGAGUUUCAGUGAUUUCGCCAACAACAUUUGCGAAUCAAUCGAGGCAGCCAUGGGAGACCUGGAAUUGAAACUUCAAGGAACCUUCUAUCUGGAAACUAACCCCAAUAAGUCUUAUUCCAAAUUGCUUCCGAAAAUCGUUGACAAGAUAAAAGAAGGAAUAGAGACAAUAAAAGAUGAAAUCAAGGAAAUAAAAGACAAUUCGACAAAGUCUGUUGUUAACUGAUGUGUUUUUCUGUUUAAAAUAAAAAGUCCUUGAAAAAUA
This is a messenger RNA of Coccinella septempunctata (seven-spotted ladybird), 1403 nucleotides long. Its product is annotated as phospholipase A1-like. The transcript is spliced from 4 exons. The record is from RefSeq and is a predicted model, not a curated record. Gene Ontology annotation, molecular function: lipase activity. Gene Ontology annotation, biological process: lipid metabolic process. Bases 99 to 1364 code for a protein of 421 amino acids. Lineage: Eukaryota; Metazoa; Arthropoda; Insecta; Coleoptera; Coccinellidae.